Colias croceus (clouded yellow) is the source of this 309-nucleotide messenger RNA. Its product is annotated as small lysine-rich protein 1. The record is from RefSeq and is a predicted model, not a curated record. Bases 53 to 295 code for a protein of 80 amino acids. The transcript has a single exon. NCBI's taxonomy places the organism in Eukaryota, Metazoa, Arthropoda, Insecta, Lepidoptera, Pieridae.
AUCAAUAAUCCCUAACAACACUAUCAAAGUAUCAACCAAGUAUCAAAUAAACAUGGCUGGUAAAGGAAAAGGCAAGAAAAAAGAAAAAGAGGAAGGUGGUGACAAGAAAAAAGGCAAAAAAGGUGGAGUAAGAGUUAAGAAAGGGAAAGCAAAAGGCAGAUGUAAUGUGGACAUGCUAACUGACGCAGCUAUGGAUAACGUGUACUACGCUUGCCAUAAUGUUCAGGAAUUGUUACAGGCAAGGGGAUUCCAUCCACCUGAUUUUAAUAAAAAGAAGAAGAAGGGUAAACGAUAAGUUUUCUUUUAUUU